AUGAAGAUUUUUGUACUUGUGCUGUUACUGCUAGAGGUCUUAAGAGCAAAUCUGUGUGAGACGGAUGAACAGAAAAUGGGAGCAGCAGUGGUAGGGGUGUUUGGGAUACCUGGAGCGAGUUAUUCGUACUUGCUGGAUGUACUUGAGGAUAAAGGAAGAGAAGUGCUGAACUUUAUUGGAUAUUUUAAGCAGGGGAUUAAAUAAAACUGUGGUUUUUCAGUCGGAUUAUAGGUUUGGGGUUGUGAGAGUGAUGACUUAUGAUUUUUAUUGAUUGUACCGUUCAGGAGCUAUUGAUUCAGAACGGGGGUUUAUUUAUAUCCAAGAUCUAGAUAAUUCUAAAAUAUAUGAGAUCCAAACUAGCAACCUUGCAAUAACCAAAGAGCUGUCAGUUAUUUCAGGGGUUAUUCAUUUUGAUGGAAAUUGUGUUUUUAAGGAAUUUUUAUACGCGAGUUUCAGGAUUUCCUCAGUAAUGGAAACUUGUAAGUGGGAUGUUGGGACUACUAAUCUUGACUGAUUAAAUUUUGGGGUGGGUAAGCAUGCAAAUUUUAUGCCAAUCAAUGAUGAGCUCUUGUUCAUAGGAUCACCUGAUACAGCUUUAGAUCAGUACUAUCUAAUUGCUUAUAACUUCUCGGAUGUUAUAAACUUGGUUUGGAAGAAGAGCAUAGGUUGCCCAACAACAGGUUGAAUAAAUAAAGCAAGCUCUUCUAUUUUAAACAAAGAUGAGAGUUCAAUAUAUACAAUGAUUUUAUAUGAUUCAAAUUUCUUAUUUUAUAAGCUAAAUACUACUGAUGGAUCUCCUCAAACCCCUGGCUUGAUCUGGAGCGAUAGUGGUUUCUAUGACAGCUAUUCCAUAAAAGAAUUCAAUAAUUUUGUUGUUGUCCAAAUUCGUAGUAGUGUUUUGGCAAACUACAAAAGACUUAUUUUGAUCGAUAUUGAUGAAAUAAAUGUGUUAAAGGAGUUUAAAUCUAUUGAUUCAUUAUCUUAUGGAGUUGGAAGGGUAAUAAGUAAAGGAGUAGAGUUCAUGUAUCAUUGAGGACAAUAUAGUUCUAAUUCUACAUUGUUCUUUGCAAGAACUCCUACAAACAAUAUUGACCAGCUCUCAGAAUUUCAGCAGGAUACUCCUCUCUUCACCCAAAUUUCAUCCAAUUACCAAGUCUCUUCAACAAACUCAAGCCCUACCUUGACUUCUAGCACAAUGACCCUUAUCAUAUCAAGUUCAUCUACAGUGACAGCCACAGACAUCACAUCGACGACUACUCCUUCAUUCACUACUUAUGUUGCUCUAUGGAAUGACGACCAUGUCCAGUCUGUUCAGAGCAACUCUCUGGUCAAAGUUGACUUCACUUGGGCCUGAGCCCAGCCUGUGAACUACACAGACAUUUCGUUUAGCCUGGCACAAACUGGGUCUCAUUAUAUUCCGAAGUGGGUGCAAACAAAUGUGGUUAAGCAAGAACUUGAAGUCCACUACAAACAGUUUGAGAUCACUGUCGAAGAGUGCAACAUCCAACACUGCACAACUUGACAACUCGGAAACACAAGUUUGUGACAGACUUGAGAAUCCAAUUUCCAAGUGUCUGAGAACCAACAGUCUUGAUCAGAGACUCCAAUCGCCGAACAAGAAGUUGAAGCCCAAGUUGCUACAGCUUCAACUGCAUUGGUAGCCUCAGGCGCAAUCAUUGCAAGUGCUUCAUCGUUGUUGUCACUGUCAUCGGUCAACUCGAUCUUCAGUACCAUGAACAGUCUACAGCUUGCAAUAUUGCUGCCUGCGGUCCCAGAGUAUUUUCCACAGAAAGUGUCUGAUCUGAUCAAUGGAAUGGGGUUCUCAACAUUCUCGUUCGACUUUAUGAGUCUCAGAAGCAUUCCGUUUGUUGAAGCUGUUUCGAACUGGAUGGCAUAUCCACAAACAAAUGAGUAUUUCGUGACACUCGGGAUGAGCUCAGGUAGCUCAUUGGUGAACUUGCUGUCAAUUUUAGGAACUAUUUUUCUAAUCUGAAUCAUCCAUUUCUGGAUAACUUUAUUACACAAAUGAGGGAGCAAGUCUGAGAACAAGCGAUGCACAAAAAUAUGCAAAAAACUAUUUCGCUAUUUCACAUUCAACAUAUAUAUCAGAAUACUUAUUCAAUCAUUUAUGUUUAUUUCACUGUGAAUUCUGUCUGAGCUACAUGCUCAGAAACUUCAAACAACUCCGACUCAAGUUUCCUUUGCCGUUUGAAUUGUGUUUGGAGUUUGCUGAAUACUUUUUGUGCUGUCUUCUCUUUACAUGUAUUCUAAGUCAUUCUCCGAUUCUGAAUCGCUAAAGUAUCAAUCAUGCAUGGAGUAUUUCAAUGGAGUUAAACCCACAAAGUUUGCGAAGCUCUACUCAUGCUUGUUUAUGUUAUUGAGGGUGUUCUGAAGUUUCUUGGCAGCAUGCGGCAAAUCCACACUUGGUUCUCAAACACCCACAUACUUCUAUUUGUCGAACAUUGGCUACUGACUGUACUUGCUGAUUGUCAGGCCAUUCACAAAUCCUCAAGACAACCUCAUCGAAAUUGUCAAUCAGACGCUGUUUUGCUGACUAGCAGUUCCGCUGAUGUGAUUGCGCACUGAGCCAGACUGGACCCCAUUUUAUGAACGCUACUACACUUCAGUUUUCAUGGUGUCUCCACUGAUAGUGAGUUUUAUUUGCUUGAUGUUCUUGGCCAAAACAAUACUCGUUUGCGUCAGAAAGAUGAAGCGAGCGAGGCCAUCCGCAAAUGUUGCUCCGAAGAAUGUCUGAGCUAACGAACAGCAAAAUCGUCAAGAGUCUGAACAAGAUAUUCAAGAUGCUCAAGAAUUUGAUGAAUUCAGACAAAAUCACGAAGAGAGAAAACACAACUUUGAAGAUGGCAACUCAGUGGUCGGCUCAAUGAUCAGGCCAAAUUCCAACAUCAGCAAGAGCAACGCUGAAAUGAUGGACCCUCCAAGAACUUCAAAACUGCAGGGGCUGGAGAGGUUUAGGAGAAGCAGGGUAGACUUCCCAAACAAAGUCGAAGUCAAAAAAAGAGAGUAUUAG
Molecule: messenger RNA, 3031 nt
Organism: Moneuplotes crassus
Lineage: Eukaryota; Ciliophora; Spirotrichea; Euplotida; Euplotidae
Source: the annotation of a GenBank genome assembly